Molecule: messenger RNA, 1452 nt
Organism: Arthroderma uncinatum
Lineage: Eukaryota; Fungi; Ascomycota; Eurotiomycetes; Onygenales; Arthrodermataceae
Product: histone deacetylase phd1
Exons: 1
Coding region: 1-1452 (483 amino acids)
Molecular function (GO): histone deacetylase activity
Source: RefSeq, a predicted model, not a curated record
AUGGGCAGAUCGGCCAUCGUGCAGGAAUAUGGCCCUCCGCCGCUGCCCAACACCACCAUCACUUUCGAUCGCAAGACUACCGAUGAAGUAGCUCACGAUGUUAUCAAACGGCCAAAGGGCUACAGGGUAUCGUGGCAUGCGAAUGCUGCCGUCGAGCCUCACCAUUUCGGCCAGUCGCAUCCCAUGAAGCCGUGGCGUCUAACGCUCACCAAACAGCUCGUCAUGGCCUACGGGAUGCACCAUGCCAUGGACCUCUACGUCGCCCGCGCAGCGACAUACGAUGAAAUGGCUGAAUUCCAUAGUACAGACUAUCUCGAUUUCCUUAGCCAGGUCAUCCCACCUGACAUGGACAGCGCCAACCAGCAGGAUCGGUUGGCUGGAUUCAACUUUGGCGACGACUGUCCGAUUUUUGACGGCCUGUACGACUACUGUGCCCUCUACUCGGGAGGGACUGUGGACGCCGCUCGAAAACUAUGCAACAAUCAGUCCGAGAUUGCUAUUAACUGGUCUGGCGGGCUGCAUCAUGCCAAAAAGACCGAGGCAAGCGGGUUCUGCUACAUCAAUGACAUCGUGCUGGGCAUUCUACAGCUUCUCAGACACCACCCAAGGGUCAUGUAUAUUGACAUCGAUGUCCACCAUGGAGACGGAGUAGAACAAGCAUUCUGGUCAACAGAUCGAGUUCUCACUGUCUCCUUCCACAAGUACGAUAAGGAUAAUUUCUUCCCUGGUACCGGUCCGCUUGAUAGCACUGGCCCAACACACCCACUCAAUCCUGGCGCCCACCACUCUCUAAAUGUUCCGCUAAACGAUGGAGUCGAAGAUAACGAUUACGUCAACUUAUUCAAAGCCAUAAUAGGACCAUGCAUCAACACAUAUCAACCUGGUGCAAUAGUCCUUCAGUGCGGUGCCGACAGCCUUGGCUGUGAUAGAUUAGGCUGUUUCAACCUUAAUAUCCGUGCGCACGGUGCAUGCGUUGCGUUCACAAAAUCAUUCGGACUACCCACUCUUGUCCUUGGAGGAGGAGGAUAUACUCCCCGCAACGUCUCUCGACUAUGGGCGUACGAGACCGCGAUAUGUGUUGGAGCCGAAGACCAGCUAGAUCCAAAACUACCCGAAACACUGCCCUUCCGCAGUCACUUCCAGCCAGACUGCUCUCUUUUCCCACCGUUAUCGGAUCUACGAAGGGUUGAAAAUAAGAAUACAAAGCCCUAUCUGGACUCGCUCGUGGAAGGAAUAUUAGAGCAACUGCGCUACAUUAAUGGUGCGCCGAGUGUUCAGAUGAGCGUUAUCCCGCCUGAUAUACUAGGUAUUCGGGAAGAAGUAGAGCGAGAGAUAGAAGAAGAGAAUCAGAUGAAUGAAGAGGAGAAUGAAGAUCGUGGAAUGAAUGGGACGUCAAGUCGGCGAAGGGACGCGGAGCGAGGAAUUGCGGUUGCCGGCGAGCUUUAUACUUGA